Messenger RNA from Haemorhous mexicanus (house finch), 988 nucleotides. Its product is annotated as collagen alpha-1(XIII) chain-like. The transcript is spliced from 3 exons. Bases 599 to 988 code for a protein of 129 amino acids. The record is from RefSeq and is a predicted model, not a curated record. NCBI's taxonomy places the organism in Eukaryota, Metazoa, Chordata, Aves, Passeriformes, Fringillidae.
CACCCCGGCGCUUUGCAUAAAUAAAUAAAUCAUGCAGCAAGGGAGAGGUGGAGAGAGAGGGCGAGCAGAGGAGGUUACUUUGGGAAGCCGCGCAGCUCGCUCAUCCCAGCCCCGUAGUUCGGAGGGAGUGUGUCAUGUUACAGGGGAGCCACGAUCAGCCAGAGCACAACGUCGCCGGAGCAGCUGAGAAUUACCUCUCUCUAAUGGGGACUUUCAUGUGCGAGCUCCUGGCCGGUCUGCAAAGGAACUGAAACUGACAGCUUAGAAAGAAUCAAAAACUUACCAGCGAACCAAAAGACUGAAAUACAGGAGGAAAAAAAAAAAAAUCUUGAUCAGAUUAUUUUUUUCCCUCUUGCACUCUUUGCUGCAGCUGGAUCCCUUUUUUCUGCACCCCUUUUAUGUGUGUGUGGUUUGUUUUUAUUUUUUAAAGACACCCCCCCAUCCACUUUUGUCAUUAUUGCUGUCACUUGUGAUUUGCUGGCACUGGGAUUCCCUUCGACGUUCUUUUCCUAUGCCUUCUGGAUCGCGCGUCUCGGAGUAGGAGCGAAGCUUUAUUUAUUCUAUUUAUUUAUUUAUUGUUUCUCAGGACAGGGAGGGAAUGUUGGAGGAGAAGAGCUGGAAAGGCGUCGACGAAGCAGCUUUUGACAGGGGGUGUGUGGCUCCCCCCAGGAGCGGCGAUGGGGAGAGAUGCUGCCGCCUCCCUCUCCUGCUGGGCUCGGGGCUGCCCGGCGUGUCCCUGCUCUCUCUGGUGCUCAGCCUCCUGCUGUACUUUCGGACCUCCGAUCUGCAGUCCCGCGUGUCCCACUUGGAAGCAGACAGACCCACACAGCUCCCUGCCUGGCUCUCAGCAGACCAAAUGGAGACAGCUAUUUUGGGAAGAGUUGACCAACUGCUCAAUGAGAAAUUAAAGUUCCACUUGCCAAGACAUCGAGAAGUUCGAGACACACACCAGCGAUGCAACUGCCCGGCAGGAAGAGCUUCAGAGUAA